AUGGUGUUUCGACGACAGGUUGAGGUCAACCUGCCUCCGUUGCCGCUGGACGUCUCGAUCGUCAAGAAUGCGCUGGUGAAGAAGUACCGUAUCCGACGACGCCAUGCCAUGCGCCACCAGCAAUACAGCAACGGCGUCGAAGCCGUGAAAUUCUACCAGAAGCAGGCAACAAACAUGGAAGAAUGGGAGCAACGACAGUACAUCAAGCUUGUGACAGAUGGCUGGUUCGUUAUCGAGGCCAGCGCCGCAACCAAACCAUCCAACCAUCGAGCCCAUCGCAACAAUGUUGUACCAUACUCCUGGGCCAAAUGGGUGCUUCUCAACGCAUUGUACCCUGAUGGAGUUGACCAUCACAAGAUGGAGGCGAGAUGCCGUUUCGGCAACCACCUCAUAUCCGAUUUCACGGGCGAAUACGGCCAGUACCAUCCUCUCCACGGCCGUCGCAACACAUCCGCUCCCACCUUGGCUGCUUCUGCUGAGAUCGAAGCUGCUGCCGGCAGCGACGCUGCCAACGACGAACAAUCUAGCGUCGACGAACAAUCUAGCGUCGACGAACAAUCUAGCGUCGACGAAAAUGUCACAGCUGCCCCCAACCACGAAGCCGCCGUCAACGAAACGCUUGAAAUUGCUCGACCGGCUCUUGGCAACGAGACUCACGGCGAUCGACAAACGCCAAGCGGUACUUUCUUGAGUUUGCAAGAACGGGAAGCCUUGUCCAUGACCGUCGAGGACCGCGUUGUGAUUGAAGUCAGCCAGCAGAUAACCAGCCAGAGUAUGCUGCUUCUCGCUGGUCCGGUGUUGACAGGGAUCAUGGAUCCUCUCAUUCGACAGAUCGUUGACGAACAACUCGCAGCCCAUGGAAUUGACGACCUCGAUGCCAUGAUCCGACAGAUCAUUAAUGAGCAACUCGCUGCAGCCGGUUUGGUUACGCCUGGUGGCGACGCUGUUGCCGAUCAAGUCGACGGCGACGACGAAUUCGAUGAUGACGACGAAUUCUACGAUAUUUGA
Messenger RNA from Trichoderma aggressivum f. europaeum, 1008 nucleotides. RefSeq lists its product as uncharacterized. The coding region runs from base 1 to 1008 and encodes 335 amino acids. NCBI's taxonomy places the organism in Eukaryota, Fungi, Ascomycota, Sordariomycetes, Hypocreales, Hypocreaceae. The transcript has a single exon. The record is from RefSeq and is a predicted model, not a curated record.